CUCCGCCCACCACCGCUCGCCCCCUCCCGUCUCCCUUCGGCUCCCUUCGUUCCCCUUCGGCUCCCUUCGUUUCCGUUCGUUCCCCUUCGGCUCCUCCGCUCGGCUCCCUUCGGCUCCGUCCGCCUCCCUUCGGCUCCGUUCGUUCCCUUACGGCUCCUCCGCUCGGCUCCCUUCGGCUCCGUCCGCCUCCCUUCGGCUCCGUUCGUUCCCCUUCGGCUCCCUUCGUUUCCGCUCGGCUCCCUUCGGCUCCCUUCGUUCCCCUUCGGCUCCCUUCGCCCCCUCCCCCGGCCUUGACCCCACGAUGGCGGCGCUGCGCAGCGUGAAGGGCCUGGUGGCGCUGGUGACCGGCGGCUCUUCGGGCUUGGGCCGAGCCACGGCGGAGCGCCUGGUGCAGCAAGGGGCCCGCGUCGUCCUCCUCGACCUCCCCAGCUCGCAGGGGGCCGAGCUGGCGGCGGAGCUGGGGGGCAGCUGCGCCUUCGCCCCCGCCGACGUGACGUCCGCCAAGGAGGUGGAGGCCGCCCUGGAGGUGGCCAAGAAGACGUUCGGGAGGCUGGAGCUGGCGGUGAACUGCGCCGGGGUGGGCAUCGCCGUGAAGACCUACAACGCCAAGAAGGACAAGGUGCACGAGCUGGAGGACUUCCAGCGCGUCGUCAACGUUAACCUGGUCGGGACCUUCAACGUGACCCGCCUCAGCGCCCGCCUGAUGAGCCAGAACCCCCCCGACCCCGACGGCCACCGGGGCCUGGUGGUGAACACAGCCAGCGUGGCCGCCUUCGAGGGGCAGGUGGGGCAGGCGGCCUACUCGGCCUCCAAGGGCGGCAUCGUGGCCAUGACGCUGCCCAUCGCCCGGGACCUCGCGCCCCUGGGGAUCCGCGUGGUCACCAUCGCCCCAGGGUUGUUCUCCACCCCGCUGCUGGCCGGUUUGCCCGAGCGGGUGCGGAGCUUUUUGGGGCAGCAGGUGCCGUUCCCGUCCCGCUUGGGGCACCCCGGGGAGUUCGCCCACCUGGUGCAGGCGCUGGCCGAGAACCCGAUGAUCAACGGGGAGGUGGUGAGGCUGGACGGGGCCCUGCGCAUGCA
This is a messenger RNA of Cygnus olor (mute swan), 1077 nucleotides long. RefSeq names its product hydroxysteroid 17-beta dehydrogenase 10 (gene HSD17B10). The record is from RefSeq and is a predicted model, not a curated record. The annotation marks the transcript as partial. The transcript is spliced from 6 exons. Gene Ontology annotation, molecular function: estradiol 17-beta-dehydrogenase [NAD(P)+] activity. Lineage: Eukaryota; Metazoa; Chordata; Aves; Anseriformes; Anatidae. Gene Ontology annotation, cellular component: mitochondrion. Gene Ontology annotation, biological process: fatty acid metabolic process; estrogen metabolic process; androgen metabolic process.